Molecule: messenger RNA, 886 nt
Organism: Neogale vison (American mink)
Lineage: Eukaryota; Metazoa; Chordata; Mammalia; Carnivora; Mustelidae
Gene: FGFBP3
Product: fibroblast growth factor binding protein 3
Exons: 1
Coding region: 1-756 (251 amino acids)
Biological process (GO): cell-cell signaling
Molecular function (GO): growth factor binding
Source: RefSeq, a predicted model, not a curated record
AUGAGUCCUCUGAGGCCGCUGCUGCUGCUGCUGCUGGGUGGCUGCCUCCUCGUGGCCGCCCGGAGAGCCAAGGGCACGGCUGGCAGCACGGCAGAGCUGGCCUCGGGUCCCACCGGCGGCUCUUCCGGCCGCUUCGUCAGCCCCGAGCGGCACGCGUGCAGCUGGCAGCUCCUGCCGCGCGCCCCAGGGCCCGCGGCGGGGAGCGAGCUGGCGCUGAGCUGCCGGGACCCGGCCGGGGCGCUCCAGCAGUGCGCCUACCGCGGGGAGCCGGAGCGCUGCGCCGCCUACGUCGCCCGCGGCCCCCACUACUGGAAGCAGGUGCUGGGCGGGCUGCGCAAGAAGAGGCGGCCGUGCCAGGACCCGGCUCCGCUCAAGGCUCGCCUGUGCGCAGGCAAGAAGGGUCACGGCGCCGAGCUGCGCCUGGUGCCCCACGGGUCCUCACCCGUGCGCCCCACUGCGGCAGUCUUCCCCCGGGAUCCCGAGCCCCCAGCAAGGAGCCGGGGGCGGCUCCGGGAGCCCGCUCCCGGUCCCGCAGGAGGGUCCCGACUUCCCGCGAGCAAGUCUCCCAGAGGGAAGCCCUCUGAGAAGACCAAAGCGGGCAAGAGGAAGGCGACAUCGGACCCAGAAGAGGAGCGACCCCUGGGGACGCGGCCUGAUCCGGACGGGUUGGGCGAGAACGCGAAGCUCACGGAGACCUACUGUGCUGAGAAGUGGCACUCCCUUUGCAACUUCUUUGUCAAUUUCUGGAAUGGCUGAGGCUGCCAGCCUGGGGAAGAACGUGGGUGGGGGAAGGUACGCAGCCGGGCAGGAGACUUGAAGGGCAAUUUAGGCCAAGAGAUAAGGGAUGGAGCGUUGGGAAGAGUCCAGGUUCUAGAAUGGGGCUGAG